AUGUUGUUCAACUCAAUUUUCGCUGUAGCAUGCAGUCUCGCAGUACCUGCUGCAGCUCAGCUUGCCACUGGUUACCAAUUGGGGCCUCCGACAUCUUCAUCUGCCAAGUGGGCUGUCAAGGUCUGCGAUGUUACUGAUUAUGGAGCAGUGGCAGAUGGUGUUACUGACAUUGGACCCCCACUACUAGCGGCCUUCACUGCCUGCAAAUCGGGUGGCAUUGUAAAUAUUCCUCUUGGAACAUUCGCAAUGGCCACAUGGGUCACUCUGGACGAUGGUGUUGCGUGGGGUAUCAAUUUUGAGGGUACAAUUGUCAGGACUGGCACUGCCGGCGGCCAUAUGAUCGUCAUCGAAAACUCUAGCGACUUCGAACUUUACAGUAGCAGAUCAAGUGGUGCUAUACAAGGCUACGGAUACGAGUUUCACUCGCAAGGAGAAUACGGACCUCGUCUUAUCAGACUCAUUAAUGUUGAAUACUUCUCUGUCCAUGAUAUCGCCCUUGUUGACUCUCCCGCUUUCCAUCUUAUCCUCGAUACCUGCACUGGAGGAGAAGUAUACAAUAUGAUCAUUCGAGGAGGCAAUGAGGGUGGACUGGAUGGCAUCGACGUUUGGGGCUUCAACAUCUAUAUACAUGACGUUGAGGUUACAAACAAAGAUGAGUGCGUUACUGUGAAGAAUCCCAGCAACCACAUUCUGAUCGAGAACAUUUACUGCAACUGGUCCGGCGGUUCCGCGAUCGGCUCUCUCGGCCUGGACACCGACAUCUCCAAGAUUACAUACAACAACAUCUACACCUGGUCCUCGAACCAGAUGAUGAUGCUCAAAUCAAAUGGCGGCAACGGAACGGUAUCGGAUUGCGUCUUCUCAAACUUCAUUGGACACUCGAACGCCUACUCGCUGUACAUCGACGCAUACUGGACUUCAGAAACUCUACAAGCUGGGGACGGAGUGCUCUAUACCGAUCUCACCUUCAGCAAUUGGAAGGGAACAUGUGCAGAUGGAGCUGUUCGAGCACCAAUCAUGGCCAUCUGCCCCACCGGUCAGCCCUGUGACGGAAUCACCAUCGAAGACUUCGCGAUGUGGACAGACACUGGGAGCUCCGAGUACUACAAAUGUGAGAAUGCUUGGGGUAGCGGAGGAUGCCUUGUUGGAGGUAGCGCACAUACGGCAUAUGCUAUUACGACGCAGACGAUUACUGCUGCUCCGAGUGGAUACUCUGCUGCAAAGAUGCCGAAUGAUCUGGCUAGUGGGUUUGCUAUCACGGCUAGUAUUCCUAUUCCGACCGUGCCGACUACGUUCUUUCCGGGUGUGACACCUGCUACUGCGAGGGCGUAUCCAUAG
Messenger RNA from Mollisia scopiformis, 1338 nucleotides. RefSeq names its product pectin lyase-like protein. Gene Ontology annotation, molecular function: polygalacturonase activity. The record is from RefSeq and is a predicted model, not a curated record. The transcript is spliced from 7 exons. Lineage: Eukaryota; Fungi; Ascomycota; Leotiomycetes; Helotiales; Mollisiaceae. Gene Ontology annotation, biological process: carbohydrate metabolic process. Bases 1 to 1338 code for a protein of 445 amino acids.